GCCGCGCGGCACGGCGACGCGGCGACGCUCAAGGUCCUCGUCGACGCGGGCGCGGACGUUGAGAAAUCGAACAUCUCCGGCUCGUCGCCGCUCUACCUCGCCGCUCAGGAGGGCCACGCCGAGGCCAUCGAGCUCCUCGUCGCCGCCGGCGCCGACGUCGACACGCCGCGGGACUCGGGCGCGACCCCCUGCUUCAUCGCCUGCGUCGACGGCCACGUCGACGCGCUCAACGCGCUCAUCAAGGCCGGCUGCGACGUG
Messenger RNA from Aureococcus anophagefferens, 258 nucleotides. RefSeq lists its product as hypothetical. The annotation marks the transcript as partial. Gene Ontology annotation, molecular function: protein binding. The transcript has a single exon. The record is from RefSeq and is a predicted model, not a curated record. Lineage: Eukaryota; Pelagophyceae; Pelagomonadales; Pelagomonadaceae.